Molecule: messenger RNA, 2000 nt
Organism: Capra hircus (goat)
Lineage: Eukaryota; Metazoa; Chordata; Mammalia; Artiodactyla; Bovidae
Product: zinc finger protein 596-like
Exons: 7
Coding region: 75-2000 (641 amino acids)
Biological process (GO): regulation of transcription by RNA polymerase II
Cellular component (GO): nucleus
Molecular function (GO): RNA polymerase II cis-regulatory region sequence-specific DNA binding; DNA-binding transcription activator activity, RNA polymerase II-specific
Source: RefSeq, a predicted model, not a curated record
AUUGACCUGCCUAGUGCUUGGAUUGGCUGUGAGUGAAAUCGUGAAAAAGGGUCCUGGUGACUGAGCUGUUGAAGAUGGAGCCCCUGGAAUUGGUGACGUUUGAAGAUGUAGCUGUUGACUUCACCCGGGAAGAAUGGAGCCUGCUAGACAAGUCCCAGAAAAACCUGUUCAGAAAUGUGAUGAUGGAAACUAUCACCCACCUGGUCUCUGUAGGCAAUCAGAUCAGCAAAUCAGAUGUGAUUUCCCAGCUGGAACAGGGAAAAGAGUUGUGGAGUAAAGCAGCAGGAAGCUUCCAAAGUCAAAGACCAGGCAGUGAAAGACCACUUGGACAACAAGAAAUGAUACUCAUGCCAAGUGUUUACAGGAAGCACAUAUCCCCUACCAUGGCAAUGGUUUCUCACUUGCAAGGGAAUUCUGCUGGAUGUACUGAUCUGAGUGAUGAAUUUACUCCUCAAUCUUCACCUCAAUAUUCAACAGUUCCCUUAAGAAGGAAACAUAAUGUCAGCAAACAGUGUGAAAAAUCACUUAGUCAAGGGUCAUUCCUUAAUGGACAGGGUCACAUUCACACUAGAGGUAAAUCAUGUCACUGUGCUCUGUGUGGAAAAGUCCUUCAUAGUUUCUUUAGACUCAGAAGACACAAGGUGAUUUACACUGGAGAGAAACCAUUCAAAUGUCAACACUGUGGCAAAGUCUUCAGUCAAAGAUUCUCCUUGAAAGAGCAUGAGAGCACUCAUACAGGCGAGAAGCCCUAUGAAUGUCCUCUAUGUAGGAAAGCCUUUAGUAAUUACUCUAGCCUCAGCAGACACAAGAAAAUUCACACUGGAGAGAAACCAUUCAAAUGUCAACUCUGUGGGAAAGUCUUCAAUCAAAGUUACUACUUGAAAGACCAUGAGAGAACUCAUACAGGAGAGAAGCCCUAUAAAUGUCCUCUGUGUGGAAAAGCCUUUAGUAGUUGUACUAGCCUCAGCAAACACAAGAGGAUUCACACUGGAAAUAAACUAUUUGAAUGUCGACUGUGUGGAAAAAUCAUCAAUGGAAGAUUCUCCUUGAAAGAACAUGAGAAAACUCACAAAGGAGAGAAUGGCUAUGAAUGUCAUCAGUGUGGAAAAGUCUUUAGUUAUUGCUCUAGGCUCAUACGACACAAGGUGAGUCACACUAGAGAGAAACCAUUCAAAUGUCAACUGUGUGGGAAGGCUUUCAGUCAAAAUUCCUCCUUGAAACAACAUGAGAAAAGUCACACAGAAAAGAAGACUUAUGAAUGUCAUCAGUGUGGGAAAGUCUUUAGUAGAUGUGCCAGCCUCAAGAGACACAGUAUGAUUCACACUGGAGAGAAACCAUUCAAAUGUCAACUGUGUGGGAAAGUCUUCAAUCGAAAUUCCUCCUUGAAAGAACAUGAGAGAACUCACACAGGAGAGAAGCCCUAUGAGUGUCAUCAGUGUGGAAAAGCAUUUCCUCAAAGAAGGGACCUUAAUUCACACAAUAAAAUUCACACUGGAGAGAAACCAUAUCUAUGUCUUGAGUGUGGGAAGUUCUUCCGUUAUAGUUCUGGGCUUUGUAUGCACAAGAAAAUCCACACAGGAGUGAAAAACAGCUCUGCGCGGAGCCCUAAGGAGGCGGAGGUGCGCGGACAUCCGCCCCGACGCCCCGCUGCAGCCGGAGCCGCGGACCGAAGUGUCCUCUGCCUCUUGGAGACGAAGCCAAGCGGUCUCCUCUCUCCAGCCAUGAGCACUGCUGUCCCCCUGCUCACCAUUCUCUUCCUUAUGAGCCACGUUCCACCAGGCUUUAAUGUCAGGAUACGAGACCUGCUGUAUUCCUCCACCCAGAACAUGGCCUUCCUGAGUAACCACGGCUUCCACCCCCAGAACUUUGCUGUACCUUUGAGACCUGGCACCACCAUGGGGACAGGUAAAAAUCUGGAGGAGUUCCAGUCAUGCAGAGAAGGCUUCAUCAUCAUCCCUUACUGUCUGAAUUAUAAAACGGUGGGCCCUGAUACUGAGUGA